AUGGACUCAGCAAAAGCACCCUCUACAUAUAUCAUUUGGUGUGAAGAUGGUGUCUGCAAAUACCCUGACGAUCCUCGGCCGGACCCCUAUCCUUACGGACACGCACAAUUCCUUCUGGAAAAUAAAGAAGACUUCGGACCUCAAUUAUGGGAUGCCUUAUUAGGCUUUGAGAAUAUCAAGAUAUUCCGCACGCCAGGCAACCAUUUCACGAUGAUGAAAGCGCCUUUUGCGGAAAAUGUGGCUGAUGCGAUGAGACAAGCAUUUUCUCAAGUUCAUGAGUAA
Molecule: messenger RNA, 282 nt
Organism: Penicillium manginii
Lineage: Eukaryota; Fungi; Ascomycota; Eurotiomycetes; Eurotiales; Aspergillaceae
Product: BcPKS12 polyketide synthase
Exons: 2
Coding region: 1-282 (93 amino acids)
Source: RefSeq, a predicted model, not a curated record